Notolabrus celidotus (New Zealand spotty) is the source of this 3281-nucleotide messenger RNA. RefSeq names its product long-chain-fatty-acid--CoA ligase ACSBG2-like. Gene Ontology annotation, molecular function: long-chain fatty acid-CoA ligase activity. NCBI's taxonomy places the organism in Eukaryota, Metazoa, Chordata, Actinopteri, Labriformes, Labridae. The record is from RefSeq and is a predicted model, not a curated record. Gene Ontology annotation, cellular component: membrane; endoplasmic reticulum. The coding region runs from base 354 to 2462 and encodes 702 amino acids. The transcript has 15 exons.
AUUGUUCAUAUAAACAAAGCAGCAGCAGACUGUUUGUGUGUCAGGUUUCCGGUCUUCUUCACCUCAAGGAGCCCUAACCUUUGGUCAAGUUUGGAUCUUUAACCGGUGGACACAGUCUCAGCAGGAGGUAUUUGGAGGAUUAUGCAAGUCUUUGUAGAUCUGUACGAGGCAUGAGGGCAGGGGGGAUGUUCCUCUGUGCUCAUGUAAGUCCCCCAUAGGCUGAUAUCUUCUUCGAGGGGGGCUGCAGACAAGCACCUGCGCCGGGCAAAGAUUGAUCCAGGUCUGUCCUGCACCUGUCUGCAGCUGCCAAGUGGGUGCCAAACAGAUCUGCAGCACAGAGAAGCUGAAUCAAAAUGAGUAUCCAAGAAAAUUCAGUUAAGAGUAAUGAUGUUGCAGUCAUGAAUGACGACAUUGAAAGCAUCUCAACUAAAUUCUCCAACUGCAUCAUAAGCAACACUGAAACUCCUGCAGGCGAUGGAGAUGUUGAGGAGAUAUCAAAUGGGAUAUCGACCCUGAGUUCAGCUGAAAACCUAUGGAGCACCAGCAGAGACCAGGCAGUCAGGCUGAGGAUGGAGAACUCGGGACGGGGCUCGGAGAAUCCAAUCACCAUCCAUCAGAUGUUCCAGAAGACAGUGGAGACGUUUGGGGAUCAUUCAGCUCUGGCUUACAAAGAAGAGGGUCAGUGGGUGAUGGUGACAUGGAAGGAGUACUACGGGCAGUGCAGGGCAGCAGCAAAAAGUUUCCUCAAGUUGGGUCUGGAGCGAUACCACGGUGUGGGGAUUCUGGGAUUCAACUCCCCUGAGUGGUUCAUUGCAGACAUCGGUUGCAUCUUUGCCGGGGGUCUGGCAACCGGAAUUUACACCACCAACUCCGCUGAGGCCUGUCAGUAUGUAGCUGCCAGCAGUGAAGCCAACGUCCUGGUGGUGGAAAACCAGAAACAACUCGACAAAAUCCUGAAGAUCAAAGAUCAGCUACCUCACCUGAAAGCCAUUGUCCAGUAUAAAGGCGAGCUGCAGCAGAAAACCCCGUUCCUUUAUUCCUGGGAAGAGUUCAUGAAGCUGGGAGAGGACGUCCCUGAAAAGACACUGGAUGACAUGAUCAACAGUCUCAGACCAAACGAGUGCUGUUCUCUCAUCUAUACCUCUGGAACGACUGGCAGCCCUAAAGGAGUCAUGUUGAGUCAUGAUAAUCUGACAUGGACGUGCAACGCUGCAGCUCUGACAUUCAAUCUUAACUACGCUGAAGAAGUUAUGGUCAGUUACCUGCCGCUCAGCCAUGUGGCAGCCCAGGUUAUCGACAUGUGGCUGGCUAUCAGCUAUGCAACGACUACCUACUUCGCAGAUCCUGAUGCUCUCAAGGGCUCCUUAGUCAACACAAUGAAAGAGGCUCGUCCAACUUGUUUCCUCGGGGUUCCUCGUGUGUGGGAGAAGAUGGAGGAGAAAAUGAAAGCUGUGGGAGCCAAAUCAUCCCCAUUGAGGAAGAGAGUGGCGGGCUGGGCCAAAUCUAUAGGCCUGCAGUAUAACUACAGUGUCAUGAAUGGGGAGGAUCUGGUGCCGUGGGGCUUCAUGCUGGCUGACAAUCUGGUCUUCAAAAAGGUGCGUGCUGCACUGGGCUUGGAUCGCUGCAAGCUCUGCAUCACAGGCGCUGCACCCAUCACCAAAGACACCUUGGAGUUCUUCAUGAGCCUGAACAUCCCCUUGUUAGAGCUGUACGGCAUGAGUGAAUGCAGCGGCCCGCAGACCCUCUCCUUGAAUAACCAAUACAGCAUCACAAGCUGUGGAAAGGUGAUGCCAGGCUGCAAGACGAAGCUGGAGAACCCGGAUGAGGAUGGAAACGGAGAGAUCUGUUUCUGGGGUCGGCAUGUCUUCAUGGGUUACCUGGACAUGCCUGACAAAACCACAGAGGCAAUUGAUCAGGAUGGCUGGCUGCACUCCGGAGAUCUGGGAAGACACGACUCACACGACUUCCUUUACAUCACAGGAAGGAUCAAGGAGCUGAUCAUUACAGCCGGCGGUGAGAACAUCCCUCCUGUGCCCAUCGAGAAUGCACUGAAGGCCGAGGUGCCCAUCAUCAGCAAUGUUAUGCUGCUGGGAGACAAGCUCAAGUUCCUCUCCAUGCUUAUCACACUCAAAUGUGUCGUGGAUGAAAACGCUGAGCCCACAGAUGAACUGAGCCCAGAGGCUCUGGAUUUCUGCAGGGAGCGAAGUGUCACAGCCACUAAGGUGUCUGAGAUCAUAGCCAAAAAGGAGCCGGCUAUCUUCACCGCCAUCCAGGAGGGUGUGGAGCGCAUCAACGCCAGAUCAACGUCGAAUGCCCAGCGGGUGCAGAAGUGGGUCAUACUGGAGAGAGAUUUCUCUAUAUCUGGAGGAGAACUGGGACCCACUUUGAAACUGAGGAGGCCCAUUGUCGUGAAGAUGUACCAGGAGAAAAUAGAUGAAAUAUACCAGGUAGCAAAACUGUAAACUGUGCUACACUUAAGAGAUGGUGAUCAGGAAGCUGACAGCAGGCUUCUGAACACUGUUUUGGCCGGGAUGUCAUUUUGAAAAAUGUAUAAAGUUAUUUUUCACUGGGAUGUUUAAAGUGCAAAUUUAAGAAAUAAUUGAUUCUGAUCGUGUUGUAUUUAAUGAAAGAAAGGUUUGUGCUGCUAUAUUUUAAUGUCUAGUUUCUGUUGUCUGUCCUAAAUCAAUAUUUAAGCUGUGAAAUGUACAUACUGUUCCACAACAGCUAUGCAAAUUUUGUAAACAAAAUAUCCAAAUCAGAGCCAAUUUUGUUUUUUUUGCCAUUUUACAUUAUUGCAUUUACAGGUGCAUUGUCUACAUGCAGGAUGGUUAACACUGGAUUGUGUAGUCAUUAUUUACAGAAGUAAAAUUAUACAGUUUUUAUGGAAGUUCUGGGAACUUUGAUUCAUGUAGCAAACAGUUCAAACUCUUUUUAAGGUCAUAAAAGGCAUGUGCGGUUUGUGUGCAUAUCUCACGUGCAUGUGACAAAUAGUUUCAGAGUAUUGUUAGUGAAAGAUUCUUCAUUGCCAGUUUCCAGCCUCGUGUUGUGUUUGCAAGAUAAUCUCCAUUUGACAAAUCUUCAAACAUUGAUUUUAAAAAUUUGGACGUAAUGUUUGAAUGUGUGUUUUUACAAUGUGAAGAGAAUAUAAUAUGAUGUUCUGAAUUAAUGCAAAAUUGUAAAGCACAAUUUGUGCCCCUCCAUGUACAGUUGAAAUAUAUUGAAAUGUAUAUUUCAUGACAGAUGUUCUGUGAUUGUCAAUAAAACAGAGUGGUUUGGAUAAA